AUGGCCGACUCUUCCAACCUCGAUAGAAUCGAGUUCCUGACUCAUGAGAUCCAUUCGGAGAGUACUAUCCCCCUCCUCCAAUAUUUCAUUAAAUGCAAGGAGGAGGAUAGAACCGGCUCUGAAGAGCUUUUUCAUCAAGUGAAAGGAAAGAUUGGCCACCGUGAUCGCGAGAUCCCUGAUGAGGCUGUACAGCUUCAGCAAGUUUUGCUUUCACUCAUUGCCAAUGGCCCUAGGAAGGACGGUGAGAAACUCGAUGGAACACCGACGGUAACCAUUGUCGGAGCGGGAGUUUCUGGUCUGUGCGCCGGCUACGAACUGAAAAAGGCUGGGUUUAAAGUCACGAUCCUGGAAGCUUCUUCACGAGUUGGCGGUCGAGUCAAGACAUUCCGAGAGCCAACCUUUGCCCAUGGUCUUCAUGGCGAGGGCGGUGCUAUGCGUAUUCCAGCCAACCACUACUUGCUGCACAAGUACAUCGAGAAUUUCGGACUUAAAGACGAUCUCUUUGACUUCGAGAUGAAGAACAAGUUCAUAUAUAUCUCCGGCUAUGGUGAGACGAUCACCUAUGAUCAUUUCAACUAUCUGCUGAAACAUCGGGAUGGAAAGCUUCUUACUCUUUUCCCUGGUCUUCGGGAGUGCGAAAAGGGAAAGACGUGUGAUGAUCUUUUCACGCAUGCGGUGAAGCCAGUCGUGAAACGCUUCUGGGAGGUCUAUGACUGCGAAGCUAAGAAUCCUAAAGUCCCAGAGGAAUACGAUAUGGAGGCAGUGAAGAAAGCAUAUGCUGCCAUCACCGAAGAGUUUGAUAAGUACAGUCUGCGAUCUUAUUUGACCGAUGUAGCGAAGUGGACUGAAGAUGCUCUGAAUCUCUAUGAUCUUGGAAACGCUCACGUCGUGUUUGAGAACGGGUUUAUCGAGUCCUUCAAGGACGCGUUUCUGUCAAGCAACAAGGGUGGUGACCAGGCUGGUAUGCAGCAGCUCCAACAGGGAAUGGAUGCAGUGCCGGAUGCGUUUGUCUCUACCAAAAGAGGAAAAGACUCAUUGGUAGAUGAUAUCAUCUACGGCGCGAGAGUUACUGAGAUUGGAGAAGCCGAGAUGAAGGAUCCCCAAGUCCCCUUCCAGCCCCAAGUCAAGGUGACAUACGAGGUUACUGCCAACAGCUUGAAAAAAUCCAUCGCAUCAGACUACCUUAUUCUCGCCAUCCCGUACACGGCGCAACGAACAAUUGCCAAGUCUAAGCCUUUCGUCCCCAUGCAGGAAAUGGCAGUUAGAGACGUGCGCUACGUGGAAGUCACCAAGAUUCUGCUUCAGUACAAAGAGAGAUGGUGGAAGGACGUCUUCACCAAAGCAGACCAAGGCUUAGACGGUGGUCUUGUCAGCGAUCUUCCAAUUCGCUACACCAUGUUCCCGGUAACAGAAAAGAACAGCCAGUUCGAACAUUCCAGCCGUGGUGUCAUCAUGGCAGCAUACACCUUUGAACAAGACGCCACUAUCCUUGGAUCCCUUUCCCCAGACCGACGAAUCCAGAUCGCCGCUGAGAACCUCAACAGGAUCUUCCCUGAAGCCAAGUCACUUGACCUGCUCGAAGCUGGAGCAUCGCAAGUCUUCCCAGCUGAUGAGCUGGCUGGUGGAAGUGCAUUUUGCUACUUUGGUCCAAUGCAGAAGACCAAGUUCUUGAAUGUUAUGCAGAAGCCGGAUUGGGAGAAUAGAGUAUUUUUUGCGGGUGAGCAGGCUAGCUUCACUCACGGAUGGAUUCAAGGUGCCUUUGAGGCUGGACUUCGAUGUGUUCUGCAAAUCUGGUCCGCUGCUGUUGAAGGAAAGGCACAGUGA
This is a messenger RNA of Fusarium fujikuroi IMI 58289, 1824 nucleotides long. RefSeq lists its product as uncharacterized. Lineage: Eukaryota; Fungi; Ascomycota; Sordariomycetes; Hypocreales; Nectriaceae. The record is from RefSeq and is a predicted model, not a curated record. The transcript has 3 exons. Gene Ontology annotation, molecular function: L-amino-acid oxidase activity; polyamine oxidase activity. Gene Ontology annotation, biological process: amino acid catabolic process. Bases 1 to 1824 code for a protein of 607 amino acids.